Messenger RNA from Metopolophium dirhodum (rose-grain aphid), 3906 nucleotides. RefSeq lists its product as uncharacterized. The record is from RefSeq and is a predicted model, not a curated record. Lineage: Eukaryota; Metazoa; Arthropoda; Insecta; Hemiptera; Aphididae. The coding region runs from base 343 to 3906 and encodes 1187 amino acids. The transcript is spliced from 6 exons.
AUAAAGUAUAGUGCAUAGUGCAAAAUUAAAUCAGUCUGUUAACUACCGUUCAAGUCGUGUUAUUUCAGAGUUCUUACGGGGUUUUAAAGUGUAUACAAAUAUUUUACAAGUAUUAUAAAAUUAAGUUAUUUAUUUUACUUUAAUGAACACCGUAGUUCAUUUUUCUACCACUAGUUCUGAUAUUAGCGCAUACGUUAAUAAUUUGCUUAGAUAAAACUAUUUCACACUGUUAUUUAAAGUACAAUAUAUUUUUCUAUAAUUCAUCACCCAUCUAUUCGUUGAAGGGUAAAGUCUUGUUUCGCGAGUUUGACUAGUGUUCAUCAGUUUUCAUCAGACGUAAUCAUGUUCUCGUGUAAUAUAUGUGAUAAAACCUUUACAAUGAUUAAAAAUCUACACAGACAUGCCAAGUCACACGAUGUAUCCAAUAAGAUUUCAUGCAGUAUAUGCUCAGAAAUAUUUACGCGAAAAGAUAACCUCAUCAGGCAUAGCAAGGAUAAACAUCCUUCAAAUAUUGUAGUUCAACAACAACCAACCAUAACCAAGCAAGAAAUUCAAGAUUUUUUUACACCAGCUGAACACAUUUACGAUUAUAAUGUUCAAUCUCGCAAUGGUCAUAAGCGCCCAUAUCAUACGGAAAAUUCGAAUGAAGCAGCAAAUGCUAAAAAGACACGCAUGAGCAUCGUCAAGACACGAGGAUUCAUCAAGACAGGCACAUCGUUAUCGAAUAAAAUCAAUUGGUAUUACGUGAAAAAUACAGAUAACUUGACCAACUACAGAACAUUUUUAGAAUCAACAAAAAAAGACUUAAUAGAACUACUCAAGUCACUAUCAGCAAAACAAACAAUUAAAUAUAAUCUUAAAUUAGAAGCAACAUAUGAACGCCCGAACGUAGAAAAUUCAGCAGAGAAUAGAGCAUUUAAGACCUCAGCUAAGGAAAUGUUUAUAGAUACAGAUAUUGAAGCUAAAAUUAAUCAAGAUUUUGUCAACCUUUUGCUUGAAGAAGAAAUGUAUACUUCUAAAGGAAGUGGAUUUACACUACAAUCAAUAGAUGGUUUACUGUUAGGAGUAUAUAGUUAUUUCCCUAUGGGUGGUUCGUCUUAUAUUACACUUCCAGAGGACAUAAAAAAUAAAAAAGCAAUUAUCAAUCCCCAAAACUCAGACCAACAGUGCUUCAAGUGGGCAAUCAUAGCGAGACACGUUUCGGGUAAUGCCAAAAAUCAAGUGGCUGAAAAUUAUACAUCGCUCGAGGACAAAUAUAAUUUUUCUGGUUUAACAUUCCCAACACCUGUGAGGGAAAUAAAAACAUUUGAAAAAAAUAACCCGAAAAUAUCAGUCAACGUUUAUGGAUUAAAAAAAGAAAAGAAUAAGAAACAUAUUGUUUAUCCACUUAAGGUUGCGGAUGAAGAAAAAAAAUAUCAUUUUGAUCUCUUACUAAUUACUGAUGGUAAUAAAAGCCACUACACCUACAUUUCUAACCUUUCGAGGCUUGUGAGAUCACAAAAAACAUUACACGCCGAAAAUGUUGUAUUUUGCAAACGAUGUUUUACCAGUUUUGACAAUAUACAUACAAAAUAUAAGUUAAAAGGUCAGGCGGGACUUGAACAACACAAGUUGAUAUGUGGAGCACAUAAGCCAAUUCUGCCUAAGAUGCCUGAGCCCGGUACAUUGUUAGAGUUCGAUGGGUGGAGUAACACUGAAAGACAUCCGUUCGCGAUAUAUGCCGAUUUCGAGGCACUCCUUGUUAAAUGCGAAGAAAAAAAAGGCAAAAAAACAGCAGCUUUUCAAAAGCACGAGCCAAUGAGCUAUGGAGUAUUCGUAAAGGCUUCAGAAAACGUCCCCAUUGAGUUGCUUGAGAAAUAUGAGAUACCAACAUCACCUAUUAUUAAUCGCGGAAGCGAGUCACACCAGGAUGUAGCCAAGCGUUUCGUUGAUGAAGUGACAGAGAUCGCGAGAAGAGUUCAAGAUUUACUUAAAACAAAUAAACCCAUCAUAAUAACAGAAGAAGAGCAAAUAGCACAUGUAUCAAAAAGAAAAUUUAGGCAAACUUUAUGCAAUACUUGCAACCUGAAACUCCAAAAACCUAACUUUGUACCAUGCUUUCUACACAAUUUGUCUAAUUACGAUGCACAUUUCAUCGUAACCGAACUCGGAAAUGACACUAAAUCAAUCUCAGUGAUUCCGAACAGCGAAGAAAAAUACAUUUCAUUUUCAAAAAACGUUACCAACAACUUUUCAAUUCGAUUCAUAGACUCUUGUCGAUUCAUGGCAUCAAAAUUAUCAACACUCGCAGAAAAUUUAUUAACACCAGGUUUCGAGAAGUUCAGAGAAACCGCAAAAGCAUUCUUACCCAGAGAUAUGGAUCUCGUCACACGUAAGGGUGUUUACCCAUACGAGUUUACCGAUAGUUGGGACAAGUUAGAAGAAACGAUUUUGCCUCGGAAAGAAGAUUUUUAUAGCACAUUAACGGAAGAACAUAUAGACGAUGAGGAAUACGAACACGCAGUCACAGUAUGGAACCAUUUCAAAUGCAAAACCCUAGGAGAAUAUAGCGAUUUGUAUCUAAAAAUUGAUGUGCUGCUGUUGGCUGACGUGUUCGAAAAUUUCAGAGACAUGUGCAUUUCUACAUACAAUUUAGACCCUGUUUACUACUUUACAGCUCCAGGUUUUAGUUUUGACUGUAUGUUGAAAUAUACCAAAGUCAAACUAGAAUUACUCUCUGAUUUUGACACCCACUUAUUUUUUGAAAAUUCAAUCCGUGGUGGCCUCACACAAGCAAGUAUGAGGUACGCUAAAGCUAAUAAUGAAAAAACCCAAGAUUAUGAUCCAACAAAGUCAAAAUCAUGGAUAGUUUACCAAGAUUGCAACAAUUUGUACGGGUGGGCAAUGUCACAGCACAUGCCAUACGGUGACUUUAAAUGGGUGGAGCCUAAGUUAGACGGGUUAGAUGUUUUGACGCCGACGUCAGAUAUAGGCAGAGUGUAUGAGGUAGACAUAUCAUACCCUAAUGAACUCCAUGACUUACACAACGAUCUUCCAUUUUUACCUGAGAACAAAAUUCCUCCUGAUUCAAAAGUGAAAAAACUUAUGGCGACACUUCAUUCAAAAAAAAAUUACGUAAUCCAUUAUCGAAACCUGCAGCAAGCCAUAGCAAAUGGUUUAAUUGUAGAAAAAGUACACAGAGUUUUAGAGUUCAAACAAUCGGAUUGGCUUGCAAAAUACAUUAAAUUAAAUACUGAAAUGAGGAAGAACGCGAAGAAUGAAUUCGAAAAGGAUUUCUUCAAACUCUUAAACAAUGCCGUUUUUGGAAAAACCAUGGAAUCUUUACGGAAACGUUUUAAGAUGGAACUAGUUUCAUGUCCACAAAGAUUACAAAAACUAAUCAACAAGCAAACAUUUAAACAUUGUACGACAUACAGUGAAAAUCUUGCUGCUGUCUCAUUGGAAAACAAAAUUAUCAUGUUUAACAAGCCAAUAUAUAUAGGUUUCGCAGUAUUGGAUAUCAGUAAAACCAUGAUGUACGAUUACCAUUUUAAUGUAAUGAAGGCGCAUUAUGGUGAUAAUAUCAAUCUCAUGUAUACAGAUACAGAUUCACUGAUAUAUCACAUUAAGACUGACGAUUUUUACAAAGAUUUGAAGUGCAAUUCAAACUUACUUGACCGGAUGGAUACUUCAGAUUUGCCGAUAGACCAUCCAUGCUACAUUGCCGAACGAAAGAAAAUUCCAGGAUUGUUCUCCGAUGAGGGAAAGGGACAGCUAAUUACCCAGUUUAUCGCGCUUCGAGCAAAGUCAUACGCUUACAUUUUGAACGACAAGGAGAAAAUUAAGGCAAAAGGCGUCCGAGGGCACGUAGUUAAAAAUCACAUGACUUUCAAUGAUCAUUUCGAUUGCUGUUCGCGCCGGCGGUAG